CGGUGAUGUUGCGUUUAAUCCGCGUUGAAUCGUCCGCUUCGACGCAGUCUGUUUAAAGUCGCUGUUGUGUUCAAGGACGGAAAAGCUCAAAUGGCAAAAGCGUCAAACUGUGUCUGCUUGGAAAUAUUUCUCUUCUCUGUAGCCAUUCUUGUGGAGAGCUCCGCCAGCGUUGAAAACUCCAGGAGCAACUUUCUUCGACCACCCAGGAACUCCGAGCCUGUCGUGAUCCCACGCCGACUUUAUCUGAGCAAAGAGCAGCUGAAGUGGCUGCACUUCAAGCCUACGAUCAGCUCCUUGCUGCUAUCAGAGGGCCACGAAGCUAAAAUCAACUGCUCCAUCGACAUCCCCGACACAGGGCUGGAGCACACCAUCAUCUGGAAGAAGGAUGAAGAGGACCUGCCCUUGAGAGUUCACGUCAAUGACCUCAAAACUACCACCGAUGGAGUCACCACUCUCCUCUCCACUGUCAUCAUUAAUCAAGUGCAGAGAGAGGACGCUGGAGUGUACCUCUGCACACUAAGUAUCAACAGUGAGAUGAAAAGGUCACAGCCAAUCACGGUCCAGGUAGAAGGUCUGCCAACAUUCACGCUGCAGCCAGAGGACUUGAACGUUACACGAAACACUUCUUUCUCGCUGUCGUGUCGAGCCGUAGGACCUCCUGAACCCGUGGAAAUCCGCUGGCUUCGGGAUGGACAACCAGACAGUGAACGUUUCAUCUCUCCCAGCAGUUACUCUGUGCCAGGUGUUGACGGGCACACCCGGUUCAGCUGUGAAGCUCACAAUGCAAAGGGUGUCUCAACGUCCAGAGAGGCCCACAUUAACAUUAAAGUUCUUCCCAGUCCGGUGUUUAAUGUUACCGUGGUGGAAAGACAGUCCAACAAGUUGAGGCUGAGCUGGAGACCCAGACAUGACGGCUUCUCUCCACUCACCAAAUGUCAAAUCAAGGUUAAGGAAGUGAGUCGGAGGAAAGGCGAAGUGACGACAACCAGACUCAUCAACAUCACCGUGCCGCCUUUCCAUUGUGAAGUCCCCGGGCUGAAAGCCAUGACGAGGUACAACAUGAGCGUUUCCUGUAGCAACGAGGUGGGGUCCUCCCCGGUCUCCACGUGGGUCCAGAGCAACACCACAGAGGGAGUGCCGUCAAUUUAUCCUCAAAACGUCAGCGUGCAUGUGAACGAGUCGUGGCUGGUGAUCAGGUGGAAGCCUCCACCGGAGGAUAAGAUCAACGGCGUCCUGCGCGGUUACGAGGUUAUCGUGAGGCAUGACACGGACCACAAGACGGUGCACACUAACACCACGGUGGCCUUUGUACCUGUGACAGACUUUAAUAAAACCUACAGCGUGGAGGUGGCUGCGUGCACGGAGGCAGGGAGCGGCAUGCCCAGCCAACCAGUCUGGCUCUUUGUGUCAAGAGACAAAUCAGCGGUGACCCCGACGCCCAGCCCUGAUUCACGGGGUCCAAACCCGGCGAACGUUGUGCUCGGUGUGGUUUUAGUCAUCUGUUUUCUGCUGCUGGUCCUCGUUGCUGCUCUGCGUUUCCGCCACAAGAUGCCCGACUCCUGUUUUGGAUGGAAGUUUGGAGUUGGAGAAACUUCAUAUCCGAUCAUCCAGUACACCAACAGAUCGUACAACCGAACAGCCGUAGCAGUCACACUUGCAAAUCUUGGCAUUAGUGAAGAACUCCAGGCCAAACUUCAGGAUGUGAUGAUCACAAGGACCCUGCUCUCGAUAGGAAAAGUUCUUGGAGAAGGCGAGUUUGGCUCCGUCGUUGAGGGACGUUUAAAACAGCUGGACGGCCCGUCUGAGAAAGUUGCGGUGAAGACGAUGAAAUUGGAUAACUUCUCUCAUCGGGAGAUUGAGGAGUUCCUGAAUGAGGCAGCUUGCAUGAAAGAUUUUGACCAUCCGAACGUCAUCAAACUCCUGGGUGUGUGCCUGGAAGUUAGCGCAGAACAUUUCCCUAAACCCAUGGUCAUCCUCCCGUUCAUGAAGUAUGGAGACCUGCAUAGCUUUCUGCUGCGCUCACGCCUGAGAGAGAGUCCAAUGUUCCUGCCCACUCAGACCCUCCUGAAGUUCAUGGUUGACAUCGCGUUGGGGAUGGAGUAUCUCAGCGGUCGUAACUUUCUGCACCGUGACCUGGCAGCUCGCAACUGCAUGCUGCGCGAUGACAUGACGGUGUGUGUCGCAGACUUUGGCUUAUCUAAGAAGAUCUACAGUGGAGAUUAUUACAGGCAGGGCAGAAUCGCCAAAAUGCCAGUAAAAUGGAUCGCAGUGGAGAGUCUGGCAGAUCGUGUUUUUACAGUAAAGAGUGAUGUCUGGGCGUUUGGUGUCACCAUGUGGGAAAUCGCCACACGAGGCAUGACGCCGUACCCCGGCGUCCAGAACCACGAGAUUUAUGACCAUCUUGUUGAAGGUCACAGACUGAAGCAGCCGCCGGACUGUUUGGAUGAACUGUAUGAGAUUAUGUACAGCUGCUGGAGAGCCGACCCAGUGGACCGACCUUCGUUUCCUGAGCUGCGGGAAAGGUUGGAAAAGCUCACAGAAAAGCUUCCAGAGUCUUCCAGCAGAGAGGACAUCAUUUACAUCAACACCAGCUUUCCCGAGGAGGACGCUGCGGCGCAGCUCGUGUUCGGCUCCUCGCCGUCCUGCAGCCGCCAGGCAGCAGAAAACACCGUCGUCACCGCGGACGUUCACGGGCGCCAGGAGGACGAGGACAACGGGGACAGCGACCGUUAUGUGGUGGUGGUCUCCUCGAGUAACUCGCAGAGAUCUCCUGCUGUGGACACUCCUCUUCUGUCGGGAGAAACUUUAAAUCAGACACAUGAAGACAUGAGGACUGGUGAAACGGCCAUGGAUCACAGUUCAUGUGACACUUUGUUUCUUUUAUAACGCUUCGCUCACGACGGAUCAAAACUCUCAGCACGGUUCACUAACUGGUUUGUCUGGUUGCACUUUAAACACCUCAAUCGCCCACUUUCCAAUUAUUAAUGUUGUUUGUCCUCCGUGUGGCCAGCUUACGUUUCAGGGUCAGGAAUAUUUUGAGACAACACCAGACAUGUUAAAGCACACGUUCCAUAAGCUACAGACGCUCUGAAAUGUGAAAAC
Messenger RNA from Nematolebias whitei (Rio pearlfish), 3102 nucleotides. It is a transcript of the gene mertka, whose product is annotated as c-mer proto-oncogene tyrosine kinase a. Lineage: Eukaryota; Metazoa; Chordata; Actinopteri; Cyprinodontiformes; Rivulidae. Gene Ontology annotation, biological process: positive regulation of kinase activity; multicellular organism development; phagocytosis. The coding region runs from base 91 to 2886 and encodes 931 amino acids. Gene Ontology annotation, molecular function: transmembrane receptor protein tyrosine kinase activity; protein binding; ATP binding. The record is from RefSeq and is a predicted model, not a curated record. Gene Ontology annotation, cellular component: signaling receptor complex. The transcript is spliced from 19 exons.